This is a messenger RNA of Alosa sapidissima (American shad), 2307 nucleotides long. RefSeq names its product lunapark, ER junction formation factor (gene lnpkb). The record is from RefSeq and is a predicted model, not a curated record. Bases 199 to 1509 code for a protein of 436 amino acids. Gene Ontology annotation, biological process: endoplasmic reticulum tubular network organization. Gene Ontology annotation, cellular component: endoplasmic reticulum tubular network. Lineage: Eukaryota; Metazoa; Chordata; Actinopteri; Clupeiformes; Clupeidae. The transcript is spliced from 14 exons.
GGGACUGUCAUCAUCGUUGAAGUCGGAUCUGAAUUGAACAAAGGGUAACUUAACUAAUUUCGUGAUGUGUUAAUCUUAGACGUUCCAGUUAUGUAGGACGUCUUUUUAAGAUUUCAAAAAGACUGCUGAAGGCGAGGAUUUCUCUCCGUUUCUCCGGGACAAAGAAGAGGUCUACGUGGGCAGGACAGGUUUUUAGCAAUGGGAGCUGUUCUUUCCCGGUGGAAGGCAAAGCCUUCCACAGUGGAGCUGUUGGAAAGCUUGGACAAGGACAUCAAGGACCUUGAGGAGUUUCGGGCAAAGAACCAGCGCCUGCAGAAGCUGUGGGUGGGCCGCCUGCUCUUCUACUCGUCCAUGCUCUACCUAUUCACCUGCCUGUGCGUCUACUUCUGCUACCUGCCCGACGAGUGGGGCGCUCGGAUCGUCAUGGCGCUACCGCUGCUGGUCUUUCCCGUGCUAGUGUGGUUCUUGAGAAAACUCCUUAUCUUCUUGUUUUCCAAACGAACUGAGAGAAACAAUGACAAACUAGAAGACUUGAAAGUAGAAAAAAAGAAGAUAUUGGAAGAGGUCAUGGAGAAGGAAACUUACAAAAAUGCCAAACUGAUCUUAGAGAGAUUUGACCCAGACGCAAAGAAGAAAGCCGAAGCGGAAUCCACUCCCUCGGGAUCUCAUAUGACACCAAGACCAGAUCUCCGUCGGCGUAACGUUCCCAUGGGAACACCGGUGCCAGGGCAACGUCCAGGCCCACCCCUGGGCGCCACGCCGACGGGUACCCCCGUGAUGCCCCGCGCUGCCCCAGGUGGGCCCCCCGAGGCGGGCGCGAGCACGAGCGCUGCCCCCCCCCUGAGGAGUCCGCACAUGGGGCCAGUUGGCCACCAACCCCCCGGUCCUCAGUUGGUACGACCCAUCCUGCCCAGGGAGAGGGGGCCAGUGGACCGUGUCAUUGAGUAUCUGGUGGGAGACGGACCUCAGAACAGGUAUGCGCUCAUCUGCCAGCAGUGUUUCUCCCAUAACGGCAUGGCCCUCAAGGAGGAGUUCGAGUUUGUCGCCUACAGGUGUGCCUACUGUUACUUCCUGAACCCAGCCCGCAAGACACGCCCCCAGGCGCCCCGCCUCCCAGAGUUCAGCUUCGAGAGACGCCUGCGCUCGGGCUCUCCGGCCCCAGAGUCCUCGGCGGCGCGGGACAGCGCUGAGGACAGCGACGCGGGCACAGAGAGGAUAGGUGGUACUGGAGGUGUUGCGUCGGGUAGUGCUUCUCCCCCGACUUCAGCAGCUGCUCCAUGGAAUAAAGUACACAGUUUCAGCAGUUCCCCAAACUCAGGCGAGCCAGAGGGCGAACUGGCCUCAGACCAGCACGAUACGGUUGAGGCGCCGCCCACUCAGGACGUGAUGGAGGAAGAGGAGGAGUCAGAUGUGCCUGUGUCACCACGUAGCCCCUCCCCCAUGUCACAAGAGGACAGUGAAGCAGGCGGGGCAAGGAGCAGGAGGCAGGAAGUGGAGGAUUCGGAGUGAUAUCAGUUGAUUUGUGAUUUUAAUAAAUCAUGACGGUCGUCUUCUCGGACGUAUGUGCGUGCUCUGGUAGCUUGUUUGACAGAUUUGGUUAUGGGGUUAAAAGAUGACAGUUUUAUUCCCUUUGGCUUCCCUCAUGUUUACAUGAUUUAAGUUUCCUUUUAUUUGCACUGCAUAGGCCUGCAACUAGCAUGGAAUCAUUCUAGUUUAAGUUAAGAGGGUAGGAGUUUACAUAUUUUGGAUGAUCAAAUUGUCUUUCAAUGAGUCUUUGCCAAUAUUUUUUAUAUGAUCGGCCAUAUUUAUUUAUUAGUUCAAAAGUUUUUGAAAUGUUCAAAUUAACUAAUUGUCUUUGUGUCCAUUUGAAAUGCUAGUUUUUGUGCCUUUUCUGUCAAAAAAACAUGUUAGGUCAGCUCUUGAGAGAGGAGUUGGGAAACUCAUUUCCAUGACUUCAUCCUUUAAAACUUGCAGCUCCUUAUAUGUGCGGAUUGACAGUCUGUGUUCAUAUGAUUUCUGCCACUCCUAUGACAGUGCUAUCUCGUUUAAAAGACCUCAUUUUACCUUUCAUGUGCAGGAUGGGGUCACUACUGCUACAGUGCUUCUGUCCAGUGUUAUUUUAGAAAAUGUGCACUAUGAUUAACUGAUAAGUUAUCACUUUUGCUUUGUAUAUGUUGUUGUAUGCAGUCAUAUGGGUCCGUCUGCAGAGUUGUGUAUUUUGGAUGCCACAUGUCGAUAUGUCAGCUUUUGCUGAGUGUUUAUGCAUGGCAUGGCACGCCAAAUAAACUUUAUAACUUGACAAAGCUA